AUGGACGAUCCCCCGUGUAAGAGUGAGGUGGAGGAGGACAUUCCAGGAGAUGUCACCACAGAAAAUCCCAGUAAGAAUUCUGAGGAAAACUUCAUGUUAUCACAAAAUUAUAAAGUGGAAGAUGAAGAUGUCCUGCAGUGCUCUUCAGGAGAAAACUUAAUUACCCAUAUAGUACAUCCAGGACUUCACAGUACAGAUUUAUCCUAUAAUCAUCCUAAUCAUGAGGAACCUUCUCCUGACCAAUCACAGAUUGUUACAAGUACAGGUCAGAAAUGGGGUGAAAGGUUUCACUAUGGUAAAGGGUUCAUACAAAGCUUAGGUCUUUCUACACACAAAGUAAUUCAUACAGGAGAGAAACCAUACUCCUGUUCACAUUGCAAGAAAUGUUUUACAGAUAAAUCAUAUCUUGUUGCACAUGAGAGAAGUAAUACAGGAGAGAAGCCAUAUUCAUGUUCAGAAUGUGGAAUAUAUUUUACUCAAAAAGCAAAUCUGUUUAAACAUCAGAGAUUUCACACAGGAGAGAAGCCGUAUUCAUGUUCAGAAUGUGGGAAAUGUUUUUCACAAAAAUACAACCUUGUUGAACAUCAGAGAAUUCACACAGGGGAGAAAACAUAUUCAUGUUCAGAAUGUGGGAAGUGCUUUAAACAAAGAACAAAUCUUAUUCAGCAUCAGAGAUCUCACACGGGAGAGAAACCAUAUUCAUGUUUAGAAUGUGGGAAAUGCUUUACGUAUUACACUCAACUUGCUAUACAUGAGAAAAAUCAUACAGGAGAGAAGCCGUAUUCAUGUUCAGAAUGUGGGAAAUAUUUUAUAUAUAAAUCACAACUUGUUAUGCAUGAGAGAAUGCACACAGGAGAGAAACCAUAUUCAUGUUCAGAAUGUGGGAAAUGUUUUAGAAAAAAAUCUGAUCUUGUUACACAUAACAGAAUUCACACAGGAGAGAAGCCAUAUUCAUGUUCAGAAUGUGGGAAGUGCUUUACGUAUAACACUCAACUUGCUAUACAUGAGAAAAUUCACACAGGAGAGAAGCUAUAUUCAUGUUCAGAAUGUGGGAAAUAUUUUAUAUAUAAAUCACAACUUGUUAUGCAUGAGAGAAUGCACACAGGAGAGAAACCAUAUUCAUGUUCAGAAUGUGGGAAAUGUUUUAGACAAAAAUCAGAGCUUGUUACACAUAGCAGAAUUCACACAGGAGAGAAGCCAUAUUCAUGUUCAGAAUGUGGGAAAUGUUUUACACAGCAAACACAUUUAAGUAAACAUCAGAGAUUUCACACAGGAGAGCAGCCGUAUUCAUGUUCAGAAUGUGGGAAAUGUUUUACAGGGAAAUCAUCGUUUGUUGCACAUGAAAAAAGUCACAAAGGAAAGAAACCAUAUUCAUGUUCAGAAUGUGGGAAAUGUUUUACAAGGAAAUCUAUUCUUGUUGCACAUGAAAGAAGUCACACAGGAGAGAAACCGUUUUCAUGUUCAGAAUGUGGAAAAUGUUUUACAGGGAAAUCAUCGCUUGUUGCACAUGAAAAAAGUCACACAGGAGAGAAACCGUUAUUUAUGGACCUUGAACAAGCCAGUAAGAGGGAUUUUUAUUGGGUAGAAUUAGCCCAGAUCUUCCAGACAACCAAACUGUGA
Molecule: messenger RNA, 1620 nt
Organism: Bufo bufo (common toad)
Lineage: Eukaryota; Metazoa; Chordata; Amphibia; Anura; Bufonidae
Product: zinc finger protein OZF-like
Exons: 3
Coding region: 1-1620 (539 amino acids)
Biological process (GO): regulation of transcription by RNA polymerase II
Molecular function (GO): RNA polymerase II cis-regulatory region sequence-specific DNA binding; DNA-binding transcription factor activity, RNA polymerase II-specific
Source: RefSeq, a predicted model, not a curated record